Molecule: messenger RNA, 1283 nt
Organism: Trichoderma asperellum CBS 433.97
Lineage: Eukaryota; Fungi; Ascomycota; Sordariomycetes; Hypocreales; Hypocreaceae
Molecular function (GO): hydrolase activity, acting on halide bonds, in C-halide compounds
Source: RefSeq, a predicted model, not a curated record
GCGCUGAAGACCCCGCGUCGUUCAUAUCUUCUAUAGUGGUAAUUGGAGGGGUAUUGCACGGCCCAAGUUUCAUGCUUUCAUGCGAUUACCUAUCAGUGGGGAUAAAUAGCAUCCGCGAGUUUGACACGCUGUUGGGCUAAUUGAGCAAAGGCAGUGGUUUCGUAUCCUGUAUCAACCGAAUCGAUAACCAAAAAGAGAAGAAACGAAAUUAAGAAGAAAGAAAGACAGAAAACAUGACAACGACAAGAGCAAUCAACACUUUCAAGGCUCUCACUUUCGACUGCUACGGCACCCUUGUGGACUGGGAGUCUGGCAUUUACAACAACCUUCGGCCUCUGUACCAGCAGCUUGAUGACUCGCAUCCUCUCAAGAAUGACCGUCUCGGAUUGCUUCGUGCUAUAGUUCGGCACGAGGGCCUCGUUCAGACUGCCAAUCCGACCUACCUCUAUCAUACCGUUCUAGCUGAAGCUUAUGGCAAUCUCGCCGCUGAGCUAGGUGUCGCCGCCGACCAAGAGGCCAAGGCCGAGUUUGGAUACAGUGUUGGCAGCUGGCCCAUUUACCCAGACACUCUUGAUGCCCUGACUCGGCUGCACAAGCACUUCAAGCUGGUCAUCAUCUCCAAUGUAGAUCUUGAUUCGUUCAAGCGCACGCUUGAAAAGCAGUUUCUGGGCUUUCCCUUUGACGCUAUAUACACGGCGCAGGAAAUUGGCUCGUACAAACCCGACUUGAGAAACUUCCAAUAUCUCAUUGGGCACUGCGACAAGGACCUAGGCGUGAAGAAGGAAGAUAUCUUGCAUACAGCACAAAGCUUGCAUCACGAUCAUGUGCCUGCGAAGCAGAUUGGCAUAGCGAGCGCGUGGAUUGAACGGGGGGAGGAAGUUGAGAGUGUGAUGGGUGGAGAUCCGAAAGAGUAUGAAGAGAGAGUGGCCUAUUCGUGGAAGUUCAAGAACAUGAAGGAGAUGGCGGAUGCAGUUGAUGCUGCUGCUGCAAAGAGCGCCUAAAACCAUCUUAAGUUUAGAUCCUGCCAUAGCAAAGAUGGAAGUGUCGGAUAGAUUUAUUCUAGCUAUUUUUGUUUAUUUCCUUCACUGUCAACUACUGCAAAUGUGAUCUCGAGUAGGAAUCAGGCCAUUUCAUGGGUUAUGCGCCGCAAUUAUCCCGGCUGCGGCAGUGCUCAUUAAACCUUGGCAAAAGCAAAUGGAAAUCAAUCAAAAUCAAUCAUUCGAUAGCAUAUAAGCUUACGGGUGAUUCUACUCACUACGCGUAACCUUAAUUUUUUAUAGAAC